UCAUUUAUUACUAAUAUUCAAGAAGCAACAUGACAUCUACUCGGCAGUGGCUACUGGCCAGUGUUGCGCUUCUGUGUGUUUGUGGAGCAGUUGAAUCUAAAAGGAAUUUCAAAUGUCCUUCAGGAUGCUCCUGCACCAAGGAGAGCAUCAUCUGCGUCGGGACUUUACAGAUCCCACGGACCAUACCGAACGAGAUCAACUCACUGAGCAUGGUCAAUGGAUCCAUUUCUGAAAUCACAGAAGGGAUGUUUUCACUUAUGCCUUCUCUCCAGCUGCUACUUCUAAAUGCUAAUUCUUUGACAACAAUCAAAGAUGAUGCAUUCUCUGGCCUUCCACAUCUAGAAUAUUUAUUCAUUGAAGGGAACAAGAUUGAAAUGAUCACCAAAAAUGCCUUUCGUGGUCUACGAGAUUUGACUCAUCUAUCGCUAGCCAAUAACAAGAUGAGGUUUCUCCCAAGAGAUCUGUUUUUUGACUUGGAUUCGUUAUUGGAACUGGAUCUGAGGGGCAACUCUUUCCAGUGCAUUUGUGACAACAAGUGGCUGAUGAUGUGGCUGAAAAACACAAAUGCCACGGUGUCGGAUGUCUUCUGCGCAGGCCCCGGUGACAUGAAGGGCAAGCGGCUCAAUGACCUUCCUAUUCCACCGGGCGAGUGUAUCUCAACAGACUUUGUGCGUCAUCAGUCCAUUUCCAUUCAGUCCAUGUCCGCGGACAUCUUCGCCUUUAAAGAGGACAUCUAUGUGGCGAUGGCUGCGCCCGACUCCAACAGCUGUGUGGUCAUGGAGUGGGAUCACAUUGAAAUGAAUUUCAGGAAAUUUGACAAUAUAACAGGAAAGUCUGUUGUUGGCUGCAAGUCGGUUCUGAUCGACGACCAUAUCUUGAUCAUUGUUACCCAGCUCUUUGGUGGCUCCCAUAUAUACAAGUUUGACAAUCGUCAAAACAAGUUCACAAAGUUUCAAACCAUUGAGGUCUUCAACAUCUCGAAGCCAAAUGAUAUUGAGGUCUUCCAAAUGGACCGUGAAUGGUACUUUGUGAUUGUGGACAGCUCCAAGGCAGGUUUGUCUACUCUGUACAAGUGGUCAGACCAACCAGACCGCAAUGAAACUGGUUUCUACUCCUACCAGUUUCUCCACGAGUGGUUUCGUGAUACAGAUGCUGAGUUUGUUGAGUUGGACGGGAAGUCCUAUCUCAUCUUGACCAGUCGCUCUCAGUCCCCUGUCAUCUACCUGUGGAACAAGAGCACCCUGAAGUUCAUAUUUCACGGGGAAAUCCCACAUGUGGACGACGUGGUGGCAGUGAAGGCUUUCCGGGUGGAGGGUGAGUUGUAUCUGGCCAUGACUUGCUACAUCGGUGACUCCAAAAUCCUCAAGUGGACCAAUAAGCAGUUCACUGAGGUGCAGGCUCUUCCUUCUCGUGGCGCAAUGAUCCUCCAACCUUUCACAUUCACAGACAAGCACUACCUGGCUCUUGGCAGCGAUUAUUCUUUCUCGCAAAUAUACCUCUGGGAUGUGGAGACCAAAACGUUCCACAAGUUCAAGGACAUUUAUGUCCAGUCACCCCGGUCCUUUACAGCAGUGACCACUGACCGGAGGAAUUUCAUCUUCUCCUCCAGCUUCAAGGGCAAAUCGAUGGUGUUUGAGAAUAUCAUUGUAGAUUUAAGCUUGUAA
Messenger RNA from Cyclopterus lumpus (lumpfish), 1664 nucleotides. RefSeq names its product leucine-rich repeat LGI family member 2-like. The transcript has 8 exons. Gene Ontology annotation, molecular function: protein binding. Bases 30 to 1664 code for a protein of 544 amino acids. NCBI's taxonomy places the organism in Eukaryota, Metazoa, Chordata, Actinopteri, Perciformes, Cyclopteridae. The record is from RefSeq and is a predicted model, not a curated record. Gene Ontology annotation, biological process: inhibitory synapse assembly.